AUGCAUUGCCUUUUUUUCUUUUUGAUUGCUUUUGUGUUUGUGGCUGGUAUUCUUCCAAUUAAGGUUUCGGCUCAGGCCCCACCAUCAGACACGGUUUUAAGAUAUGAACCCCACCGAAAAGACAACGAGACGAAGCCGGCCCUGUCCUUUAAAUCAACUCAACUACUGCACCAUUGCCAGCAACGGGAAAAAAAUCAUCAAAAAUUAUCAAAUGUCAAUGGCAGCAACCUUCAAUUUCACUUUUCAGAUUGUGGGAAUAACACUUCAAUUAUUAAGUUUUUGAAUUUGGAAGUUUGCCCUGAUCCUGUUUUGACCCCAGGACAGAUCGCUAUAACUUUUAAAAUUCAAUUUAAGAAGACAAUUGUUGAUAAGCUUCGUGCUGAUGUAAAACUGACAAAGAAAGUUGCUGGAGUACACGUUAAAAUUCCGUGUAUUGCAUCAGUUGGCUCUUGUGUUUAUGACAACAUCUGUAAUAAGCUGGCAUUAAUAAAACAUUGUCCCAAGCCACUUGUGGAACAUGGCUUCAAUUGCAAAUGCCCAUUUAAACAAGGCAUCAUUUCAAUUCCGUGGCUCAAAUUCAGUAUUUCAAGAAACAUUGUACCUUCUGGUCAAUAUGGUCUCCAUUUACAGCUGUAUCACAUGAAUGCUCUUGCUGGUUGCUUUAAACUAAACCUUAGUUUCAGCAAGCCUUAA
Molecule: messenger RNA, 693 nt
Organism: Acanthosepion pharaonis
Lineage: Eukaryota; Metazoa; Mollusca; Cephalopoda; Sepiida; Sepiidae
Source: the annotation of a GenBank genome assembly